This is a messenger RNA of Microtus oregoni (creeping vole), 933 nucleotides long. It is a transcript of the gene Pate4, whose product is annotated as prostate and testis expressed 4. The record is from RefSeq and is a predicted model, not a curated record. Lineage: Eukaryota; Metazoa; Chordata; Mammalia; Rodentia; Cricetidae. The coding region runs from base 15 to 314 and encodes 99 amino acids. The transcript has 3 exons.
AUCUAUCACUCAGCAUGAGUCCUGCGACCAAAGUCAGCACAGUGCUCAUCGUGACCCUGUCUUUUCUCUGUUUGGCAGAGGGUCUGAUCUGUAAUGUCUGUGACAAUGCAAAAGAAUCAAUAUGUAAAAGGGGCCGAGGCAGAUGCUUUGCACACCCUGGUCAGUCAUGUGCUACCAUAUCACAUUUUUUGGGAACAAAACAUGAGUUCUCCAAGCAUCUGUGCAUGUCUGACUGCUCGGAAAGGGAUCUCCGUCAGAAUGGGAAACUGACUUACUUGAUGUGCUGUGACAAAAACUUGUGUAACAGUUUCUAGGUGGAGAAGAGUCUCUUGAAGAAGAUCAUCUUCUGUACAAGAUCCAAAAAUAUGAGGAAUGUGUUUUCCUACACUGUUUCUAUACUGGCCAGAGAUCCCUGAGAUAGCAACAGGAGCUGUGUCUUCAUUUCAUUGAAGGGCUCCUUGAUUGUACCAUUAGACCCUUAAAUUCAUGACCAUUGCAAAAUGAUCCUGUACCUACCAUGUUAUUUUACUUAUCCAGCUUGCAGUCUCUAGCCCUGCAAUAGUCUCCCAAAGGUUUUAAUUUUAUUAUCUGGAAUCUGUGAAUGCUGCUGUAGAUGGCAAAAGAGGCAUAGAAAAUGUGGGUAAGGAUUUUAUUAAUGGAAGGUUAUUUUUUGUCAGGGUGGGUCCUAAUUGCAAGUACAAAUGUCCUUCUAAGAUGAGGGGUGAAUUGACUCUAGAAGAGGAAAUUAUUGUAUGGUUGUGGAAGCAGUAACUGGAGUGAUGUCCCUUGAAGAUGGAACAAAGAUUCGGAAGCUGAGAAGGACAAUGAAAUUAAUUUUCCUCAGUGCAAUGCUGCUACUUGAUUUUAUCCCCAGAUGAUUUAUUUGUGACUCCAGAGUUCUACAAAUUGAAUAAAUAUGUGUUGUUUUAAGCA